Penaeus chinensis is the source of this 677-nucleotide messenger RNA. RefSeq names its product 60S ribosomal protein L13a-like (gene RpL13A). The transcript is spliced from 6 exons. The record is from RefSeq and is a predicted model, not a curated record. Gene Ontology annotation, biological process: translation; negative regulation of translation. Lineage: Eukaryota; Metazoa; Arthropoda; Malacostraca; Decapoda; Penaeidae. Gene Ontology annotation, molecular function: mRNA binding; structural constituent of ribosome. Bases 43 to 660 code for a protein of 205 amino acids. Gene Ontology annotation, cellular component: ribosome; cytosolic large ribosomal subunit.
CGUGCUCGCCGCCAUGUUCCUCCGCCCGGGCCUUUCCUCACCAUGUCGGGCUUCAGCGACAAGCCUAUUGUCAUCGACGCCUCAGGCCACCUGACAGGCCGCCUGGCUGCCCUUGUAGCUAAGACGCUACUGGCUGGUCAGCGUGUCAUCAUUCUAAGAUGUGAAUGCCUCGUGUUCUCAGGCAUUUUCUUCCGUAACAAGCUGAAGUACCUUUCUUUCCUGCGGAAGAGGUGCAAUGUCAACCCACAGCGUGGUCCAUUCCAUCAGCGUGCUCCUUCAAAGAUUUUCAAGAGAACUGUCAGGGGAAUGCUGCCCUCAAAGACAAUGCGAGGCAGACGAGCACUGAGACUGCUUAAGGCUUAUGAAGGUAUCCCUGGCAUUUAUCAGCACUCUGUUCGCAAAGUUGUGCCUGAUGCCCUGCGUAAGCUUCGUCUUGCCCCUGGCCGCAAGUACUGCUCAGUUGGCCGUCUCUCACAUGAAGUAGGCUGGAAGCACCAGAAGAUUGUUAGGACCAUGGAGAUGCGCAGAAAGAUUAAGGAUGCUGUCUAUAAGAAGAAGAGGAAGAGUGAGAUGUUGCUGAAGGCGAAGGCAGCAACCAAGGUUGCCAAGGCAAUUGAACCCUUCAACAAGGUCAUUGUAAGCUAUGGAGUUGAUGCUUAAAUAAAGAGACCAUCAUG